This is a messenger RNA of Effrenium voratum, 2195 nucleotides long. The record is from the annotation of a GenBank genome assembly. Lineage: Eukaryota; Dinophyceae; Suessiales; Symbiodiniaceae.
UUUCCAGAGGCAAGUAGCUUGUGAAACCCGGCAGAGCUAUAAUUGCUCUGCUGGUCCAUCCUCGCCUUCUGCCGUUGCGCGGUUCAUGGACGGCUCCAAUGGCGCCAGACAGAGAGUCCGGCACGGGCACUGGCAGCACAGGGGACUUGGUGGGCCCAUCUGCCAGUAUGAACAGCUGGGCGGCGAGCACCGUGAACACCAGCACUGGCUUCCGCCGCGACAUCAGCAGCCCAGGCACUGGAGGCACUGGCUCCUCGGGAAACGCAAGCCCGGUGGUGCUCGAGGAAGAUGAGGAUGCAAUGGAUGCAUCAAGGUCAAGGCGCACGAUGCGGGCAACGACGACCGCUGCUGAAUCGGAUGCUUUGGCGUUGCAAGAAGAAGUCGAGGACAACAACGUGGUGGAAAGGGGGAAGGACCGCAAGCAGCAAGCCUCGGAGAAGGCAGUGCCCUUUGUAGAGACUCAGCCUUUCGCCAUGCUUAUGGCCGGCGUGGUCCUGGCCAACUCCGUGGUGAUUGGCCUGGAGCUGGAGCUGGCAGGGAAGGAAAUCGCCCCUGCCUUGUUCUCCAUCGUCAACAACGGUUUUCUUCUCAUCUACAUGUGCGAGAUCUUCCUUCGCUUCCUUGCUCGCGGCCUGGCGGCGAUCAGGGAUGCUCUGACCUGCCUAGACAUUGCUCUGGUGCUGCUCACCUUCGUGGAGCGCAUGGCGGCCGGCGCCUCCAUGGCCCGCUCGCUGCCCUCCAUCCGCUUGCUGAGGCUGCUGCGACUGAUCCGGGCCUUCAAGCGCAUGCGCAAGAGCAAGGAGCUGGUGGUGCUGCUCAGCGGCACCUCCAAGGCCGCCAGGACCCUUUGCUGGGUUUCCUUGAUCCUCUUUACCGUGGCUUGGAUCGCGGCUGCGUGCACCCGCCAGGUGGUUGGCAACUCGCCGGUGUGGAACGGCAGCACAAACCCGAUGAUGGACUUUGAGGCAUUCAUGGCCUUCGACAACAGGGAGUACUUUGGGAAUAUGCCAAGGAGCUUCCUGUCCAUGAUCCAGGUGAUCACCAACGCUCAGUGGGCCAACCACAUCGGAAGGCCCAUUAUCUUGCGCUACCCCGCGCUGGCCGUCUUCUUCGCCUUCUUCCUGCUAUCCACCACCUUCGGCUUGGUCACAUGCAUCAUCUCCAACAUUGUGCAGGACUCGUUGGAGUCUUCCAGGGCCUUUGACAAGGUUCUCAAGGAGCUGGACCGCGAGAAUCGCCGGCUGUCCGGGCUGAGGGCUAGGCAGUUGCUGCUGCUCAUCAAUGAGGAUGGCACUGGCGAGCUGUCGCAGACAGAAGUGGGUCGUGCCCUGGAGAACGAGGAGUUUGUGGAGAUCCUGCGGGCACUGGAGGUGCCCGUGAUGAACUCCGAGAACCUCAUGCGGCUGUUUGACACCACUGGGCGUGGCCAAAUCAGCUUCACUGAGCUCGUGCAGGGGAUCACCUCGAUGCUGGAGGACAUCCACCCCAAGGACUAUACGAAGCUCGCCCUUUGGUCCGAUAGUCUGAUGAAGCGCAUGGAGAUCUUGGAGCGUCGGUGCACGGUCAUGGCGGCACAUGUGGUGAACCUGCGCCGCAAGAUUGAGGAGUGCUUCAACUGCCUUGCUUUGUUCCUUGACUCUCGGGAAAACACGGAGCUGUACUACCGAGCUUUGCGUGCCAUCCGCUCUGCGCCGCCGCCAGUGCCGGUGGAUAUCAGGGAAGCGUUGGGCCUUGAGAUCAAGGACAACAAGGUCAAGGAGAACGAGGCGGAAGCCUUGAUGAAUUUUGCCCGGCGCUACAUAGCUCCGAAGCAACAAGCGAAGAAGAAGAUCAUCGAAGAUGACUCAGACAGCCCGACCAGCCCACUUAGGGCCCCUUCGUCCCCAUGGCACACCGGCCUGCGAGUGGCGGCGACUCUGACAUGUCACAAGGCGGUGCUGUCGGAUCCCCCGCCGGCUAUCGCGGUUGACAUUGCUCGAAAGAUGCAAGAGCAGAAGGAAGCGCAAGGGGUGGAAGAUCAAUACGCCAUCAGAGCGGACAAUGCCUUCAGGCCGACUCAGAAGUUCUCCGCGCUGAAGGACUUGUUGGGCGGCAUGUGACAUCUCAUGCGGGCCGGCCGAGUGAAACUCCCAGGCGUAAGUUCGGGGCUGAGGCCCAAGACGCAAGACGCGACAAAUCCUGAUUUUAAAGUAAAC